AACAAGUCUGCCGUCCUGUCAGUGACGGAGGGGUUAACGGGAGCGCGCAGACGUCUCUCUCCUCUCAUUUUCUCUGCUGCGGCUGAUUCCAAAGCUGCUUCUGAUUUGACUGAUUUUUGCAGCUGAAGGCACCGCGGGGCAGAAGAACACACCGCUGAGGGCUGCGGGAAUCGAACGUCCUACUGCGCGCUUUCACACAGUUGGAGAAGCAUGCGUGGGUGUUGAAGGCCGCAUUCUCACGUCAUCGCCUUCUCGCCUCCAGCCCAGAGCGUCUGUCUGCUUUACCCCAGGUUGUCACUCGUUCGGUGAGGCUGAGCCCACGCCAUGUCUGCAGAGGUGGAAACCAGCGCGCCCGCACCUGUCGAGCCCAGCUCCCAGACUGUGGACUCGACCUCCAGCACCCCACCCACGUCCCCCAGCACGGCCACGUCCAGGGUCCCGUUCAAGAGGGAAAAGAAGAAAAUUCCAGAGAAGACAGACGAGUACCUGCUGAGCAGGUUUCAGGGAGACGGCGUGAGGUACAAGGCCAAGCUGAUCGGCAUCGACGACGUUCCGGAGGCGCGGGGAGACAAGAUGUGCCAGGACUCCAUGAUGAAGCUGAAGGGAAUGGCGGUAGCGGCUCGGUCUCAGGGCAAACAUAAACAGAGGAUCUGGGUCAACAUCUCGAUGUCGGGUAUAAAGAUCGUUGAUGAGAAAUCAGGAGUGAUCGAGCAUGAGCAUGCGGUGAAUAAGAUCUCCUUCAUUGCCAGAGACGUGACGGACAACAGGGCGUUCGGAUACGUGUGUGGAGCAGAGGGUCAGCAUCAGUUCUUCGCCAUAAAAACUGCACAACAGGCGGAGCCGUUGGUCAUCGACCUGAAAGACCUUUUCCAAGUGAUCUUCAACGUUAGGAAAAAAGAAGCAGAGUCUUCACAGAAGGGGGAAAAUGGCAGCUCUGUAGUUGAGAAUGGAGGUGAUGCCUUGUUGGGUGUAGACGGUGGAGUCAAAACUGCUCAGCCUGUGGAGCAGCUGGAUCUUUUUGGAGAUAUGUCGACUCCUCCAGACGUCCAGGUUCCCAGUGACUCUAAUGAAACGCUCUUGCUGGACUUUUCUGCUGAAGUUGACAACAAUCAGAAUUGCAUAAAAGGAAAUUCCUUUCUAACCUUUGGCCUCGACUCUAUGAUGUCUUCUGAUGCCAAGAAUCCCUUCACUCCAAAGUUUGGUUACUUCCCCGCCCCGGACAGUGACCCUUUCAGAGAUGACCCCCUCGCUAAAUCGGCGGGUGACGCCCCCGUUUCCCCCAGUGACUAUCUGAACCACUUAACCGGGGACCCCAAUAAGACUGUCUGUAAUGGCGAGGUGAACGGCGAGGCAGAGAUCAGUCAACGAAGUAUUGGGUUAUCCGGAAAAGCAAUGAUCCUUGCGCUUAACAAUGGACAGUGGCCACUAGGGGGCAGCAUAGUUCAAGGCACUGGGAUCACUUUGACAGAGGGGAACGAGGCCGUCCUGCAAAACAAAAACCCAUUUUCUGAGCUGUCUGUCUUAAACGGCGUUACUCCACGUCCGGAGGCGGAUUCGGUGGUCCUGAGCCCGCCCCCGCAGAGCUCCAAGCCCGGACGAGGGCGAAGGAGUGCAAAGUCAGGAUCAAACGACCUGUUUGGGGCAGAACUUUUUACCACUCCGGCCCCCUCUGAGAGUUCAUCCGUCCCGCCUGACCUUUUCAACAAUACGCCCGUAAAUUCCACUCCCUCCACCAUCGCCGCCCUGGGAAAUCUUCAGUUGGGCCUCCCUGCGACCACAACUGUCCAUCCUGCUGGCAUGUGGGGAGCUCCUGCCGCUGCGCCCGCCAUGUUUCCCAUGCCAGGAGUGGGGGCCCCGGGCCCCAGGCCUGGUUUCAUGCCACAGCCUGCCUUUGGGCCUCCCAUGGCAGCCCCGGCAUGGCCUCAGCAGAUACAGCCACAGUUUAACCCCCCACCCUUGUCUCCACCUCAUCUCUCCUGGGGUCAACCUGCAGCAUCCAAUCCCUUCCAACAAGGUGCGUUCCCAGACCAGGGAGGUCCGUCACGGCCCCCUCCGAGGGCCCCCGUCAAGCAAGCGCCUCCCAAAGUGGAGAACAGUGCCUUCACAGCUCUGGACCCUCUGGGAGAUAAAGAGAAGAAGACCGGAAAGGACAUGUUUAAGGACUUCCAGCUGGCCAAACCUCCCGCCAUCCCUGCAAGGAAAGGGGAGCUAACCGCUAAUGUCACUGCACCCCCCAGCAGCAAAGAUCCAGGGGCUUUUGAUCAGUACUUUACCAAUAAAGUGGGGGUGGCUCAGGAUGCUGCAGAUCACGACGACUUUGAUAUCAACCAGAUUCCACUAGCUAAUAACGGAGUUUCCAAAGCUGCGCCCGCUGCAGUCGCCGCCCCGCUCUUUAACCCCGAUCUGCUCGAUUCUGCCUUUUCCUCUGCUCCAGUCGGGAACAGUUCAGCGCAGCCGCCGAGUAACAACCAGGACAUGUUCGAUCAGGCAUUCGGAGCUCCAGCUUCCAAUCCGUUUGGAGCACCACCUGUAGCUGUGAAUUCUGCUUCAACUGAUGCUUUUGGAGACGCUUUUGGAAAUCCUUUUGCCUGACCACAAAUUUGAUGGAAUGAAAGGAAUGAGAUGAACAUUGAAGAUCUAACCAUCCAAGACUCUUUGGAGACGAGCUGCUGUGUGCAAGACAAUCCAUGAUGAACUCCUCCCCCUGUCCCAACUCUCCUCAACUUUAGUUCUUUUGCCCACUGAUUUAAAGAGGAAAAAAUGUCGUUAUCUGCUGAAAGAAAUGUUUGUAAAAGAAAAUUCAUGGUUUCACUGCUGAUGUUUGUUAAAGAAAUAAAUCAUUAAUAAUGCUA
This is a messenger RNA of Oryzias melastigma (Indian medaka), 2852 nucleotides long. It is a transcript of the gene dab2, whose product is annotated as DAB adaptor protein 2. The transcript is spliced from 15 exons. The record is from RefSeq and is a predicted model, not a curated record. Bases 325 to 2592 code for a protein of 755 amino acids. Lineage: Eukaryota; Metazoa; Chordata; Actinopteri; Beloniformes; Adrianichthyidae. Gene Ontology annotation, cellular component: plasma membrane. Gene Ontology annotation, biological process: negative regulation of canonical Wnt signaling pathway; receptor-mediated endocytosis; positive regulation of endocytosis.